Cylicostephanus goldi is the source of this 201-nucleotide messenger RNA. Lineage: Eukaryota; Metazoa; Nematoda; Chromadorea; Rhabditida; Strongylidae. The record is from the annotation of a GenBank genome assembly.
AUGCUUCUCCAGGACUUGGUGAGCGCCAGGAGAUAUCUACCAAUUGAACGAGGGGUCUUGGAUGAGCGCUACUACUCGAGCCCCGAGGAAGUUCUGCAGGAACUGAUCCUCUGCCAUCUAGAGAGGCAGAACAUGAGUGAAACAACGAUCGACAUCGACGCUGAAGGUUAUGCUACCAUGACCGUUGUUGCUAAACGGUAG